This is a messenger RNA of Penicillium olsonii, 3810 nucleotides long. Lineage: Eukaryota; Fungi; Ascomycota; Eurotiomycetes; Eurotiales; Aspergillaceae. The record is from the annotation of a GenBank genome assembly.
AUGAACAGCUGGGGGUCAAGUCAUGCAGACGAGCAGCCGAACCAUUACCCCGGCUGGUCGAUAGCCGCAAGUCCUAGCAAUCACCCAUCGCCAGGCCGGCGAGAGCAUGCUGUGCAGCCGCCUUUGUUGACCACGGCACUGAACGGUUCGCAGUAUCAGGGUCUCGGGGCAGGCCUGGGUCUGACGCCGACCCCAUUGUCCACGACCUCGCUAUCAAGCCCGUUCACGCACGGUCAAUCGCCGUGCGUCCCAUCGCCAGCAAACGGCAGAUCGGUGUCCUCCUCUUCGAUGGCAUCUAGAAACGCAUAUAAUGUUCCCUAUAAUCCCCAGGAUUGGGGGCCUCCGGGCAGGUCCCAGGCACAGGGCUAUGCUCCACAAACUGCCAUGCAUCGGACACAGAGAAACGACCCAGAUGCAUCGCUAUCACCACCUCCCCCACCAUAUUCGCCGCCUAACAAUCCAAAUCGAAUGACCCAAAACUUUUCAGGGCAGGGAAGUUCCAAUUUCAUGGAGACUCCUUCUCCGCCGAAUCGCAGAGAAAAUGAAUAUGAUAUGCCCGCUCAGUACCAAAGACGCUCGAACCGUCCAAGGCCUCUGUCAAUGGUUUACUCGUCUGACUCGGGGUCUCAUCACCAGUCACUACCUCCACCACCACCUCCGCAGGGGCCUGCGAAUAGGUCGGUAUCCCAAAGUCGAGUAGACUACCAAGGCAUGCCUUACGGUGACCAGGCUGCGAAUUAUCACACCCCACCCAGCCAUCAAGCGAGGCCACAGGCCCAAUUCCAGCCUGGGUUCCAUCCGACACCGGCUCACUUAGAGACUCCAUCCCGGCCUCCUGCAUCGCGCAGAGCAGCAUCGGCUGGGGCUGUGGUUAGCAGUGCAGGGUCGUCGAGAGCUGCCAGCCAAUCUCGAAAUCGAUCGCCAUCUAACAGUAAUUGGGAGCCUGGAAUGCCACUUCCGCCGCCGCCGCCAGGGCCUCCUCCUACGACGAGGUCUGUUAGCGUAAGUGGCUCGUCCGAGUCAUCGAUGAGGACACCGCAAGGAUCUAGUACUCAUGACUCGGGCCGAACGUCGAGAAGAGCGCCUCCCGUCCUUGGAACAGGACUGGGAAGCAUUCCGCCUACACCAGCCGAUUGGAUAGAUGAGGGAUACUUGAACAGCCGGCCAACAGAAGGACUAUAUGUUGAUACUGCCAAAGCUGCCAAACACCAAGACAGCGCGGAUUCCCACGACCCAUCCAAUCAGAAAACCCCUGGCAGUGGCGGUCUUUUCCGUAGUUCGGCGAUUCGCGAUCCCAGUGCGAAGGGUAUCCGCGAAAGGCGUAUCGAGCGACGCAAUCGACAAAGCCAGGUCUUUGAACCCCCCAGUGCAAUAUCUCAAAAUGGGAACCCGUGGGCCGAUGCUCUGGAACAGAUCAAACCCUCAAAUCUCAUCCUCCCGGACCAAAGCACCAGCCCAGAUCAAAUUCGACAUCCGUCUUCGGCCAAGUACACUCCCACGCCUCUCAGCACCCGGAGUGUUGCAUCAGAGGGACAGUCUGCUCCCUCCAGAUCACGCGCAUCCUCCGGUGGUCUCUUUUCCGAACAAUCCCCCUACGGGACCCCCAAACAGCAACCGAGCUCUGCCGGUCCCUCUACUUCGUUUGCACAUACACCUCCCUUUUCGCCGGGCGGGACAGGAUCUUCAGGAUAUCCCAAAGAAGCCAGUCAAGCAGUCCCACCAAAAGCACUGCCAACACCUCCUCUCAAUUCGGCAAAGGAUGCACGACCACGGUCCCGCGCUCCCUCCAGAGGAGCCGAGGGCCGUCCUAUAUCUCAUAUCCUCCAUAUGCCAAAUGAUUCUGUGUCGAUGAUGAAGCCAUUGUCGCCCCGGAGAACGCCGAGUCAGUCACCGCAGGCGUCUAUGGAAUCGGUGAUCAGACAAGAUUCUUCAUUCCUGCAGGAUGCCAUUCAGCGACACAAGACUUUCGUUGCAAAGGAAGCUUCUGCAGUGGACGAGACCGAGGCACUCAAGACAUUCGCGGACUAUAUUCUUGCCGAAGCUCAAAUUCGACGCCAACGUUAUUCAAAAGUGUGGGAUGAUUUCCAAGUAGACGACGUUCGUCGCAAUCUCUUCGAGCUACCUGUCACCAAGCCAGGCCCAGGCCUGCCAAAGCUGGACAUCCCGCAGAAUCGAGCAAAUCGACCCGAGACUGCAUGGUGGAACAACUACCAGCCCUGUCUCUCGCCAAUUGCCAGUCUCAACAUGAGCAAUGAUGAAAUGAGCUCGCGGGGUCGUGCACCGAGUCGCUGGUGGGAAUCCAAGACUGGUUCAAGUAGCGAUGGGGCUGGACGACGAGUUCAACGAUCCAAGCGGGAAUCAAAGUAUAUGGGACUACCUCCAUUGCAGUGGGAUCAGGAGUUGACACCUCAGCAAGAUGUCAGUAUGAACUACGGCCCGCAUGAGUAUCCUCCAGAGAAGGUGGGUUGGCAUGAAGACUCUCCAUCAAAUUCCACGGGCACUGGGUAUCGCUACCCAAGUAGUCGGAGCUUGGAUAUCUCACGGUUGAUCACUAUGCCUCCACCUUAUCCUCGCCACCACCCUGCUGUGAACAACAGCCAUCCUGAUCUGGUCACUCAUCGGACUACCGUCCGAUCAAUUACAGACCUCACCGAGGUCAAAACCACCAGACAUCGGUACAAGGCCGAUGUGGAACGGAUGUUGCAGGAGCACCAACAGCAAGUUGACGAGGGCCACCGGCACUUCAAAGCCAAUAUCCAGAGCCAGAUACAGGAAGGAAGUCUCACAUUUGCGGAGGCCGCAGAAGCCGAGGCGGCGAUGAUUGCCGAAGAGAACGAGCGAGAGAGAAUCAUGGUCAAGCGCCAGCUUGACGCGUACCAGGAUGCUGUGCUCAAGCCCAUGAACGCCAUCCUUGUCGACAGGAUUGGUAGAGCAACCAGCUGCAUUGAAGAGCUGAGCAGCCUCCUCUCCGAUGAUGCCCAGCGCGGCACGCCCGACGAAACCCAAGAAGAAGGCGACGAGAAACCAGAGCUAUUGGAGAAACUCACACAGCUAAAAUGGCUCUUCGAAGCCCGCGAGCAGCUUCACCGAGAAUCCUUCGAUCUGAUCAGUGACCGCGACGACAAAUACAAAGCCGUGGCCUUGCUACCCUACAAACAAGCCAAGAACGAAGAAAAGCUCCGUGAAACACAAGCCUUCUUCACGCAGGACGCCCUGGACCGCCGCGUGCAGUUCGAAAACGAAGCCCUCACCCGACUCGAGUCAUUCCUAGAUGUCAUCGAGCAGAAUGUCGUGCGAGGCGUCGAGGUGCAACUCUCUGCAUUCUGGGACAUUGCGCCCUCUCUCCUCGCCCUCGUGCAGCAGGUUCCCGAAAAUCUUCAGGGCUUCCAGGUGCAGAUCCCGGCGGACGAAUACGAGGAGAACCCCAGCUACCACGCGCAUCCCCUGCAGUAUCUCUAUACGCUACUUUCUCAUGCAGAGAAGUCCAGUUACCAAUUCAUCGAGUCGCAGACUAAUCUGCUUUGUCUGUUACAUGAAGUGCGAUCUGCUGUGAUGCGGGCGAAUCGGGUUCUCGUGGAAGCCGAGCGCAUCAAGUGUGGGGCGACGGAGGAGAAUGUGCGCCGUCAGAUGAUGGAGACCCGUGCCGAUGAAGAGCUGGCUCUUACCACUGAUCUUAAGGACAAGGUGGCUACUGUCGAGGGACAGUGGUCUGAGGCGUUGGGAAGUCAGAUUGAUGAGUUACGAGAACGAGUGAAGGAGCAGCUUGUGAGAGAGGAUGGAUGGGAGGAUCUGGAGCAGUUGGAGGAGUAA